Anarrhichthys ocellatus (wolf-eel) is the source of this 662-nucleotide messenger RNA. RefSeq names its product E3 ubiquitin-protein ligase RNF123-like. The record is from RefSeq and is a predicted model, not a curated record. The annotation marks the transcript as partial. Gene Ontology annotation, molecular function: ubiquitin-protein transferase activity. Gene Ontology annotation, cellular component: cytoplasm. Lineage: Eukaryota; Metazoa; Chordata; Actinopteri; Perciformes; Anarhichadidae. The transcript is spliced from 7 exons.
CCGUAACGCGAGAGGCGUUGACUGUUGUGGCAGAAAUUAUCGUCCCGACAGCUGUUAACACAGUUUAUCUUCUUUAUUCCGAGUCACACCUGAACACGAGCGGGUCACAGCUGCAGGAGAGGCGCGUUUAAAGCGGAAGGAAGCGGCAGGUGUUAGGUCCAGGUGUUCAGGUGUCAGUCAGUAUGAGCUCUAAAGGAGGAGGCACAGCUCUGACCCGCCGCAACUACAGACUGGCUUCAGACACGGACAAAGCCACAGGUAUCGUGAACGAGAAGUUGCUUAGUGACUACCUGCACCAUGUGUUUCCUUUCACCAAACAGGGUCCUGCGCUGGCCUCCCUCAGGAAGCCUCUUGGUUUCCAGGACCUUGGCGCUCACCUGGAGAGAUUGUUGUCAGAGGGAGAACCCGCUGAGGACACUCGAGAUCAGCCUGUUGAAGGCCGUCUGGGCCCUCAGCCCGUCGUCCUGGAUCACACCAGCGGCUUUGAGGGACUUCUGUUUGUAGACGAUGACCUGCUGGGGGUCAUCGGCCACAGCAACUUCAGCUCCAUCAGAGCCACCACGUGUGUUUAUAAAGGUAAAUGGGCCUACGAGGUGCUGAUCUCCUCCCAGGGUCUGAUGCAGAUCGGGUGGUGCACACUCAACUGUCGCUUCAACCAGGAG